Molecule: messenger RNA, 3029 nt
Organism: Varanus komodoensis (Komodo dragon)
Lineage: Eukaryota; Metazoa; Chordata; Lepidosauria; Squamata; Varanidae
Gene: IER2
Product: immediate early response 2
Exons: 1
Coding region: 511-1257 (248 amino acids)
Source: RefSeq, a predicted model, not a curated record
UUUCCGCAGCAUUCUCAGUAUAUGCAUUUCCUUUGGACAGUCGUGCAGCGACUGCGUUGCAGCAGCGCAAGUCCCAGGUUCUUUUGUUGCGAGCAGGGCAGAUGCCGCCGCCUUCGAGUCCUUUGGCGCCCGGCCACUCUGCGCUUUCCUCCUCCCCGAUGUUUCCGUCUACCCCUCCCCCUUUCGGGGCGGGCGGCCAGUGGCGCGCAGCGAAGUGCCGGAUGCGGCUCGCGGAGUGGGCGGAGGAGGGCCCGGACGCUCUGAGAUCACCGGGGCUAUAAAAGCAAGUGCGCUGGGCGCGGCCCAAAUCAGUUUGGGGCGGACGAUUUAAGGAAGGCUUGUCCGAGGAAGGUGAGCAUUCGGGGGGGGGGAAGCGGAGGCGGAAGGGGGGGCGCCACUUUCGCCGUCUGGGGGAGAAAGUGCAAGGCUUUCGAAACCUCCCUGUAACGCACAGCCCCGAAGAGUCCGCUCCAGUCUCGGCGCACGCCAAGGCCAGCUCCCUCCGCCAUCAUGGAAGUGCAGAAGGAAGCGCAGCGAAUUAUGACGAUGUCGGUGUGGAAAAUGUACCACUCGAGAAUGCAGCGCGGAGGCCUCCGGCUCCAUCGCAGCUUGCAGCUGUCCCUCGUUAUGCGGAACGCCCGCGACCUCUACCUCUCCGCCAAGCUCGAGGAAGAGGACGAGAUGGGCGGCGGAAUCGGGGAAGACUUCGCCGGGCGGCAGCCGCAACUGGACAUGCAGGAGGAGGUGCCCGCCCAGCAACAUCUGGAGGCGCCUCCGGCAACCCCUUUCCCCGUGGACCAACAGGAGGGGCUUUCCCCCAGCCCGCCAUCUGCAGAGGCGCUGCCGACCUCUGUCAGUCCCGACCCGGAACCCAUGGAGACCCAGGAAGCGCCCGGCAGCGACAGCUUAACCGCGCAGCCCUUGUCUCGGACUGCCUGGGGCCGGGGCACCUCCGGGCCUCCGCCGGGAGCCACAAAACCUAGCCGCAAGCGCCGCAGCAGUAGCCUAGGCAAGAUUGGCGCCGCGGAAGCCGGCCUCGUGCCCAGCAAGAAAGCGAAGUUGGUGGAAGAGGAAGGCGAGCGGCAGCCACAGCGGCAAGAGGGACCUUUCCCGAGCUUAGCCCGAGUCUUGCAGGACCGGUUCUCCGGCUUGAUCCUCCAGCCCCCACCAGCCAAAGGCGCCGACGAGCCCAAAGCGAGCUGCAGGCAGGGCGACGGCGUGCUUAGCAUAAUGGUGAGGGCUGUGGUGGCUUUCUAAAGCGCCCCCGCCAGGGACUCGUAGCUGGAAACUUCUCUCCGGAGAAGCGGAGCCUGCGGAAGCUCCUCUUUCGGCGGAGGAGCCGAACACCGCCUCCCACACCCGGCCCGUCGGCCCCCUCUGCUUGGUGGCGGGGCCUUGGCGGUCAGGAAGACGCACAGCGGGAGACUGAUGAUGGACUGGGGGCGGGGGGGCAGCGCGAGUGGGUCCCUCCUCCAUUCCCCCCCCCCCCUCCGGGUUUAGGCGAGAGACGCUCUGGUGGCUUGAGAAGAAGGCGAGACAAAAGGCUGUGGGAGAGACGGUUGCUGAAGAAGGACGCCCCAACUCGGGCAGCGGGCCUGUGACGCUGCAGUAGCUCGCCCGAACGAGAGACGACGCGCCAGCGAGUACCUCGGUGGCGUUGGAUAAGAUAACUCUGGGGGGGUGGCGGAUAAGGCAUACAAUCUCCAGGAAAACAGGGAGAACUGCAACCAGUCAGGCUUUUACAAUCCGGAUUCGGGUGGAGAUAAACCACUAUCUGUACUUGGUACACGUUUUUUUUUAAUUUUGGUGCUAGUCAAGAAUAAUGACGUGUUUGUCCGUAAAAAUGUUGCCAGUUCUGGGUUGACGUUUCCCUCCCCCUUAAUUCCCCCCACCAUUGGGAUUGCAGGGGAUUAUGUUUGUUAGGCAGUUGGAGCAGCUCCCCUGAAGAGUUAAGAGAGAGACAUGCUGCAAGCUGUUGAAAAAACAGCUUUUCCCCAUCCCACGCUUUAGAUGUGUGUAGCAUUUGGGGGGGGGGAGUCUACCCAGCAUUAUUUUCCUCAGGGCCACCCCGUUUCUCUUACCUAGUAAUUAAGGAUGAUGAAGUGGCCUUCUCUUUAUGCCAGUGAAGGAUCUCAACCAGAUUAGUUUUGCCAAUGUUUGUAUGGUGAGAGCAGGAACAGGAGGAUAGAAGGAAAAAACUGGACCAGUCAUACCAGUUAUGACACAUCUCUCAUAUGACCAGCAUUUGCAUUACACUGGGUCCAGAAGCACAGGGGAUUUCCUGUUCAUGUUGCCUUAGCAGAGUGAGUGUGUGUGUGCCUGUGGCUUGAUGUGUGGGUUUUUUUUUUUUUUAGGUGUGGGAGGAGCUCUGAAUGACUGGAGGGCGGGGGACAGGAAGAUGAGUGGUGUUUUCUUAAGAUAUUCACCUUAAAGGCUCGCUGGUGGUUUUCCUAGAUGACUGAAGCUGUUGACACACAUUGAACAGUGAUGAGAAACAUAGGUGUAAAAACACACUCUUUUCGCUCCACAUCCAGCUUGCAUAUUUUCACCCAGCUAAGACGUAUGUGGGCAAUGAAACUUGUAUUCUAAUUCUUUAAAUUGGUGUGUUUUCUUCAAUGGCUUGUCUCUAAAAGUAAAUCAUUUUAUGGAAUUCCUCAACACCAUUUUUGCCUUUUGUUCAUGCAGUGUUUCUUUUGCUUGGUCUUAAAUGUUUGAAACAGUUGCUAUUGUCCUGGAUGUACCUAGUAUGCCAUCUCAUUCCUUCUAAAGUCAAGCAUGUGUGUGAUGCAAGUUCUAACUUUUGAGUUACAAACAAACCUCUUGAGAAUGUGUUUCUGAAAUGCUGGCUUUCAAAACUAGCACUAGAUUGUUCACUGUCAUGGUUCUUUGUAAUGUUGACUGUAUGUACUUUGCAUUUCUCUUCUGUUGCCUUGAAGAGGGCAAAAACACAGGCUUGUUUGGUUCUGUUUCUUACCCUCAUGGUGUUAAUAUUUUUGGUCAGUGAAAUAAAGACCAUUUGAUUUUUUUUA